AUGGACACAAAAGCCAAACAAUACUGGCGGCACAUCUUUGUACACAAUAGCACCACCCAAUCAUUUGAACCUGAUUCCCUUCCAAUCCAUGGAGAAGGAUGGCAACUCUGGCAGGGCGACCAAAAGGUAAUCAACCCAUCAGUCAACCAUCUAUACAGUAUCAUCCAGGACCCUAUUUCCCAGAAUUGGUGGAUCCGCCACAAUGACAUCCCUCCUCAACUCUCCUCUGAACUCGAUUGGUCUAGCUCAGCCGAUGCCACAUCGAAACUUCCCCCCAGCAAACAGAAAUGGGCCCUGAAAUCUGCUUCUGCAAAUUGUGGUGUUGGAACCACAUUGAUGGAAUGGGAUACCACCAACAAGAUGCCCAAUGUCCACGUUGUGGUGAACUGGAGACUACAUCACACGUCUUCCGAUGCCGGAGUGAAGGCACCAAUGAGAUCUGGACGAAAGGAAUCCAACAGCUUCAGUCAUACCUAG
This is a messenger RNA of Seminavis robusta, 477 nucleotides long. The record is from the annotation of a GenBank genome assembly. NCBI's taxonomy places the organism in Eukaryota, Bacillariophyta, Bacillariophyceae, Naviculales, Naviculaceae.